Radiomyces spectabilis is the source of this 3114-nucleotide messenger RNA. Its product is annotated as trypsin-like cysteine/serine peptidase domain-containing protein. The coding region runs from base 1 to 3114 and encodes 1037 amino acids. Gene Ontology annotation, molecular function: serine-type endopeptidase activity; protein binding. The record is from RefSeq and is a predicted model, not a curated record. Gene Ontology annotation, biological process: proteolysis. NCBI's taxonomy places the organism in Eukaryota, Fungi, Mucoromycota, Mucoromycetes, Mucorales, Radiomycetaceae. The transcript is spliced from 8 exons.
AUGGAAUCACCCGCUUUGCCCGGUGACCAGCAUACAAAUUUGCAAGCUGACCGAAAUAUCAUGUCGGCGGCCACUACACGAUUCGAGCAGGUACCUCCAGACAGUCAACUGUUGCGCGGACGAUCCAAAUCUUUGGGUCUGGGCUCCUUUGCUUGGACUUCCUUACCCCCUCGUCUUCCCAUGGAUUAUAUUAAUGACACAGUCUCUAUGGCGACGGGGGUUCCGUACAAAGCAAGAUCCUGGGAACCCACUUUGGAAAAGGCCAUCAAGGCCAUCGUCUCCAUUAAAGCCAGUCAUGUACGAAGCUUUGACACCGAGACUUCCGGCGCCUACACGGCCACAGGUUUUAUCGUCGAUGCUGAACGCGGCAUCAUUCUCACCAAUCGCCAUGUUGUCUCGCCAGCUCCCAUCGUAGCUCAAGCCGUUCUUACCAAUUAUGAAGAAGUGGAUCUCAAACCUGUAUACCGUGAUCCUGUUCAUGAUUUUGGUUUUAUGCAGUUUGAUCCUACAAAAAUCAAAUUUAUGGAACUGGAACAGAUAGAGCUUAGUCCAGAACGUGCAAAAGUAGGCUUGGAUAUUCGUGUGGUUGGUAAUGAUGCAGGUGAGAAGCUCAGUAUUCUGGCGGGGACUUUAGCCCGAUUGGACCGACGUGCGCCUGAAUACGGGAUUGGCGAAUACAACGAUUUCAACACUUUUUACCUCCAAGCGGCCUCGGGCACCAGUGGUGGCUCAUCCGGUAGCCCUGUGUUGGAUAUUGAUGGUCAUGCUGUAGCUCUCAAUGCUGGAGGAGCUAGCCGCGCUUCUUCCAGUUAUUAUCUACCUUUGGAUCGUGUCAAACGCGCGCUUACCUUUGUGCAGCGUGAAGUUCAAGUACCGCGUGGUACCUUGCAAUGCGAAUUCGAGUAUCUCCCUUACAAUGAAGUCCGUCGCUUAGGUUUGAAAGCUCAUAUUGAAGAAAAAGUGCGUCACAAGUUCCCUGACGAGACCGGCAUGCUUGUCGUGAAAUCCAUCCUCCCCAAGGGUCCAGCCGAUACCGUCCUGGUACCAGGUGACAUUAUCAUUGGUUGCAACGGCAAAAUGGUGCCCCACUUUAUCGCCCUCUUUGAAGUCAUUGAUGAUUCCGUGGGCAAUGACAUCAAGCUUACCAUUAGCCGUGGCAAAAAGGUUCAGGAUGUGACGGUCCGCGUGCAGGAUCUGCACAGCAUCACGCCUGAUCGAUUUGUCGAAAUUGGUGGCGGUAUCGUGCAUGAUUUAUCAUACCAGUUGGCAAAAUCAUACUCGCAACCUGUAUCCGGUGUUUACGUAGCCACCUCGGGUCAUAUGCUGGCAAGUGCAAGUGCGUGGCGAAAGAGUAUCAUUGUGAGUGUGAAUAACAUUCCCACACCCAAUUUGGACGCCUUCAUCGAAGCCAUGAAAACAUUGCCCGACGGUGCACGUGUCCCUAUUCGCUUUUAUGCACUCCAUAAAGCAUACAAAGAUAAAGUCAUGAUUAUGCAGGUCGAUCGUCAUUGGCAUAAAUUCCGAUUAGCUACCCGAAACGAUCUUACCGGAUUAUGGGACUUUGAGGACAUGCCUCCUCCGCCGCCAAGACUGUCGUACACACCUUCGACAGCCACUUUCCCGACAUUGGAUUCCUCCUUGGCUCUGGCCCAAAAACUCAUGCCGUCCUUUGUCGCCAUUGAUUUCUACCUUCCAUAUCUUGUGGAUGGCAUGAAAGCCACCCAAUUCUACGGCAGUGGUUACAUUGUGUCUACCAACCCUCCAUUGAUUGUUUGCGAUCGUGACACCAUCCCCAUUGGUUUAGGCGACAUUUUCAUCACUUUCGCCAACAGUAUCAUUAUUCCGGGCAAGUUGUUGAUGUUACAUCCCUUCUAUAACUUUGUGCUUGUGACCUAUGAUCCAUCCUUGAUUGGUCAAACCACUGUGAAGGCCAUUGAAUUUACAAACGAGGAACUGAACCAAGGUGAUGAGACCCACUUUGUUGGCAUUGGCAACGAUCACUCGAUCAUUCAAAAGAAGGUGACGAUUAGCUCUGUUUCCAAUGUCGGUACACGUGAAUGCUCGCCUCCACGUUGGCGCGCCAUGAAUGUGGAAGGCAUUUCCGUCGAUGAUUCACUUAAUUCUCAAGGCGGUCUAUUGACCGAUGACGAUGGCAAGGUACACGCCCUCUGGGUCAGUUAUUCGUCUCAAAACGACAAAGGCAAGGAUAUCUCGUUUAUGUCUGGCUUGGCCAGUUGUUUGGUCCAACCGGUCGUCGAUAAAUUCCUCAAAGGGGAAAAGCUUACAUUCAAGGGUCUCGAUGUGGAAUUGUGGACCAUGCGUAUCGCGGCGGCGCGUACCCUGGGCUUGCGCGAUGAAUGGGUCAAGAAGAUUGAACAAAGUGGAAGCAAACGACACACUUUGUUGUACGUGCUGAAUGUCUUGGACGAACGUAGCGCGUGUGCCAAGGUGUUGCACGUCGGUGACAUUAUUCUUACCGUCAAUGGUGAACUCAUCACACGCAUGUCACAUAUGAAUCAAGUCCAUGAACAAGAUAAAAUCAAUAUGGUCAUUUUACGUAAUGGUCAGGAAAUCGAAGUUGAAGUACCUACCAGUCAAUACAGCAGCUACGAGACAAAGCGCGUCAUCGGAUGGCAAGGUGCAUUGAUUCAACGUCCUUACAAGUCUGUAUUGGAGCAAGUUCGCAAUGCGCCUACUGGAGUCUAUGUGAGCUGUACCUUGUACGGUUCACCGGCAUCCAAUGUCCUGCGACCCGGUGUAUGGAUAGUGGAAGUCCAAGGCAAACCGGUCAAGGACUUGGAUUCAUUUUUGGAAGUCGUGCAUCGUUAUGAAGCCGAAAUGUGUCGUCGCCGUCGACCCAGUUACAUCCCACCCGUUCGCCGCUCUGUUGAGGAACGCGCGUCGUUGACUUUUACCGAUGAGGAUGCGCUGAAAUCCGAUGACACUGAAGAAGACGACGAUAACAAUGACGAAGGCUACAUCCGCAUCAAGACAGUCUCUCGUAAUGAAACCGUCCGUGUGGUCGCCGUAAAAUUGGAUUUACACUACUGGGAUACUUGGCAGUUGUUGCAAGCUCCAAACGAAGAGUGUGGAUGGAUCUGUAAAGACGCUUAA